AUGUUUGCCUAUCCUUACGUCGACCCUGAUGAUCCGAACGCGCAGGCGGAGUGCACCCCUCCGCGCCCGGCAGGCGGCGCUGCCCGCAUUCUCAUCCCAGACAGCGACAACGAUGACAGCUUGGGUCUGCCGAUCUCGGGGGAGUCUUCACCCAGUGCACGCGCACCGGCGGUACGCACCUUCUCGAAGCGGGCGGCGCGCUGCGCAGCAGCCUUACUGCAGCGUCACGACGCCGCCCCCUCCGUUGUGCACAAGCACAAGUGUCUGCAGCAGAUUGGCCGUCUCGGCGGCGCCUACGGCUCUCUCGCUCACGGUCAGCCCUUCACGAUUUGGAUGCGCUAUCAACACCUCAACGCCCGCGUGAUCCGCGAAACCGAAGCAUUCUUUGGUGGACACAUGGCAGACCACCUUGCCCACCCGCACGUUACACCCAAGAACGGGGUUCUGACAGCGGCGCCGAAGGCGGCCUUUGGCUGUAAUCCUCAGCGUCGCUCGCCUGAGGCUACACUCGGCUGCCGAACUCCACUUCCCUCUAGCCCAUCCCCAGCCCAUGCUGCACACGCCAUGCUGAACAGCUGCGGUGCCGUCGACGUGCAUGCGUUUCCACCGCAGACGGGCUACAGUCUCUCCAGAGGGGAGCAGUGCGCCAUUUCGCUGCUGCUCAUGGACGACACCGCGGAUGCAAAUUGCACGUCGAGCCCACUGCCGACAUUCACCGCACAUCACACGUCAGAUGACGGCAGUCGGCGCAUGGGUCUGAGCGAGUCCCUGUGCGAUAGAUUAUCUCACGAGAGUUGCCUCGCCGACACUAGCGCAGCGAUGCCGUUCUGGAUGUACGACGAAGGCGCAGAUUCUGUCCGAUGCUCUCCAACCCCGGCAGCGCACCACGGUGACAGUCCGAGCGCGGCGCGGCGACACCGUAAGCGCGGCCGCGGCGACACCAUUGGGACUGAGCCGCAGCACCCCAAGGGGCGACGAGGAGAGAUGUGCACGGCAAGGGCACUCGUCUUCGAUGAGCUCAGCCGGUCAUCGUCCUCACAACAAACGACACCUCGUGAGGAGAGCACCACAGCUCGCCGCGACAAACUGGUGCCCCCCUCGCUGUCCGCCACCGUCAUAGAACUUCAGAAUCAACGGGUGCAGUGGGACCUGCUCCGUCGGCAGUCCCUCUUCAGUCCGUUUUGA
This is a messenger RNA of Leishmania mexicana MHOM/GT/2001/U1103, 1185 nucleotides long. RefSeq lists its product as hypothetical. Lineage: Eukaryota; Euglenozoa; Kinetoplastea; Trypanosomatida; Trypanosomatidae. The transcript has a single exon. The coding region runs from base 1 to 1185 and encodes 394 amino acids. The record is from RefSeq and is a predicted model, not a curated record.